Messenger RNA from Triticum aestivum (bread wheat), 1989 nucleotides. RefSeq lists its product as uncharacterized. The coding region runs from base 386 to 1744 and encodes 452 amino acids. The transcript has 5 exons. Lineage: Eukaryota; Viridiplantae; Streptophyta; Magnoliopsida; Poales; Poaceae. The record is from RefSeq and is a predicted model, not a curated record.
CAAGCCACCCGCGGCCGCGCCCACACAUUCCCGCGGUCUCCGCCUCCCGUGCCCCGCACUCCCGUCCGCUUCGCGAACCUUCCUCCUCCGCCACAAGGGCAAGGGAGGCCACCUCACCUCACCCACCCAACCACAGCCACGGCCGACCAACCCCGAGAAAAUCCCCUCGAUUUCCCCUCCCGACGCCGCGCCGGGCAAAAUCGCCGGUCAUUUUCUCGGGGCCUCCGCGCCUCCACGCCGCCCGCCCCGCCCCGGCUCCACCAGUUCCAUCGGUAACUCCGCCGAUUUAUCUCCCGCCCUCCCCUCCCCAUACCACCUCCCUUCUUCUUGUUGCUGCCGCUGAGAGUUUCUACUUUCUCCUCGCUCUAUCCGCUCCUCGCGAGCGAUGGUGGGCGACCUCUCCCUCCUCGCCUCCGCAUCUGCCUCCCCCGUCAUCCUCGCGCCCUCCAAGGAGCUCCAUGGCGUCCUGCCGUUCCAGGGGAAGAGGUCCCAGCAGGACAUGGGGAGAAGCGCCGCCGUGCAGCUCUCCCCGCAGCAGCACCUCCUCGAGGGCGCCUACCAGGCGCAGCAGCCCCUGCAGAUGAUGGUCCCCGGGAUCGGCCAGGCUGCCGCCGCCGCCUACCAGACCUUCGACAGCGCCGCGCUCAUCGACGUGCAAGAUUCCCACCCCGAUUCGGUUCGACUUAGCCUUGGGAUUGCUGAGCAGUGUGCAAGGCAAGAGAAAAUCCUAAAGUUUCUAAUGUCAGGUCCUGAUGUCAAAGAACUUGAUGCCUCUUUGCUUACUGAAUUUACGGGACAUCAGAUGCUAUCAGCUAAUAUGGGUGGUCAACCAUAUACCUCUGAUGACAAGUUAUCUGUCUAUGAGUUUGGAUUGGAGGAGCCUCUGCAGUAUCUAGCAAAAAAUCAACUUAUCAUCCCUGAUGACAAGUUAUCCAUCUACGAGUUUGGAUUGGAGGAGCCUCUGCAGUAUCUAUCAGAAAAUCAGCUUAUCAUCCCUGAUCCACUUUUGGAAUUUGCUCAGUCCCAAGGUGCCCUUGCUAUAGAUGAAAAUGGCCGGGUCAUCUUCACUGGCAGUGGAGAGGAGAUGAGAGACUUACUUUCGGUUUUCUUAGAGUUCAAUGUACCUAAACGAGAACCAAGUGGUUGCAAGGCUGCAUAUUUAGUUCCAUACUUCGACAGGAAAAGGGGCCGAAAUAGUAGUCAAUCCAAUUCAAAAUCAGCAAGCACCGCAGUUGAUGCUCCAAAAAGCAAGGCAAGUGUGAAGGCAAAAUCUCCAUCGAAGAAGAAACAGAAAGGAAAAACCAUCAAUGAACGUGACAUGUAUCAGAAUAACUAUUUCCAUGCCAGCGAAGCUUUUUUUUCAAUCCUUCUGGACAAGGACAACAGCUCGACAAUUCUCUCACUGAAGAAAGCAGGUCCUGAGAUCACUGAACUGUUGACACAAUGCUCUAUUGGCAUUGCUGGAACUGGCCUGGCUGUUCUUCUGUCGGUUGUGUGCAAGAUUGCCAUCGGCGGGAGGACUCCUUUUGCCGCCUCCCGACUGCUGCACACAGGCGUUGGAUUUGGGCUCUUCUGGCUCUCACAUGCGGUAAAUGGAUUGCGGGACACGAUCACCAGCGUAUUUAGAGGCCCAGUUGAUACGAAGUUGGAGGAUGAGGUUGCUGUGAAGAUACAAAGAAGCAUGAAUGAUAUUCUCUUCAGGGCCGUAAGUCUCCUGGCAAUCACUGCUUUGAGGUUUGCAUGAGCUAUUCCUACACUGCUGUAACUUGGCGCACCUCGAUGUAUGAUUCACCUUUUGGUUCAGGAGUACAGUACUGUAGGACUAAGUGGCAAAUACCUUCAUGAUUCAUGAGGGCCUCAUAGAAAAUGCGCAACGUUGUAAAUUGUACAGAAUUUUGCUGGCAGCUCGGUGUAUAUGGAAGAUAGAUUUUGCCUGUUCUGAACGUUAAUUAAGCUAAGGGUCAAUAUACUUUGUAUUUCUUUCGGACA